CAGACUUCCGUAAAUUUCGUCUGCACACUGUCUAUUACAGACUUUCCGAGACAGUGUGUAUGUGUUUGCAUCAAUACGUAGAGUGGAUACAUCGACAUGUAUUUAUGUAAAGCUUGUCAGAAAUAUUUGGGUACAAUCAAAUACUCGCACAAACGUUACACACAAAACUUGUCCUUGCUUUUUAGACAAAUACACGUCUACAACCAAUCGGUGAAAAACAGAAGUAUUUCGACGUCCCUGGCCAGAUUGAAUCAACACCAUACAGAAAAGCCUCAGAGACCAAAGGCUCAGACAACCAUUGAUGAAGAGGAAGUGGAAAAAUUUUCUGCACUUUCAGAGUUAUGGUGGGACGAGAGUGGCGAGUUUGAGGCCCUACACACUAUGAAUGAACUAAGAGUGCCCCUCAUACGAGAUGCUUUGAUGAAGAGAAACGCUCCUCCCACUACUAAACCAUUGGCUGGCUGCACAAUUCUUGAUGUCGGCAGUGGAGGGGGAAUUCUUGCUGAGCCUCUGGCAAGACUGGGAGCUUUUGUCAUAGGUGUCGAAGCAUCUGAGGAAAACAUCAAAAUUGCCCAGGCCCACCUAAAAUAUGACCCAGCCAUAGCCGCCAAUGUGAAGUAUAUUCAUGCAACAGUGGAAGACCUAGUUGGAACAGAGGAAGGCAAGAUGGAUGCUGUUGUUGCUUCCGAAGUAGUGGAGCACGUUGCUGAUGCCCCUGCGUUUCUCUCCUCCUGCUGCAGACUCGUCAAGCCUGGAGGGUCACUUUUCAUAACAACCCUGAAUAAGACAUACAUCUCCUACAUGCUUGGCGUAAUGGCAGCCGAGAGGCUAUUUAGGCUUGUGUCUCCUGGAACACAUGACUGGAACAAGUUCAUCGACCCCCAGGAUCUCCAGUUCAUGCUGACCCAGAAUAACAUGAGUGCCCGCCUCCUUCACGGCAUGAUGUACAAUCCGCUGACCAAGAGAUGGUCUUGGAUCAAGGACACCAGCAUCAACUAUGCCAUUCAUGCAGUGAGAGCAGAUGUUCACGAUAACGAGAAUAACCCUGCCGAUACAUUAUAGCCUUCAAGCACGGGUGUCUGGUUGCCUCAUGACCUUUCUGCCUGGUUUACUGGGUGUUAGCCGUGCAUGAUUUGACAUUCAGUUUCGUCAUACAAUAUUGCCAAUGCAUAUGGAAUAUGCACCAAACAUGGAGUAUUAUGCAGGGAUAAUGGUAGGCAUGUGAUAUGAAGACAUGUUCUUGAUAGUGAUGUUGAAAGUUGAUUAUAUUUUGUGUACACCCUAUACUGUGUAUAUCUAGUGAUACCAAACAUGUUUCCUAAAGAUUGUCAAUAUGCGGAUAUAUAUUUUGUAGUGCAUAUCUCUUUUGUAUGAUUGUGAAUAACAAGUAUCUAAUCAAU
Molecule: messenger RNA, 1400 nt
Organism: Haliotis rufescens (red abalone)
Lineage: Eukaryota; Metazoa; Mollusca; Gastropoda; Lepetellida; Haliotidae
Product: ubiquinone biosynthesis O-methyltransferase, mitochondrial-like
Exons: 5
Coding region: 97-1062 (321 amino acids)
Biological process (GO): ubiquinone biosynthetic process
Molecular function (GO): 2-methoxy-6-polyprenyl-1,4-benzoquinol methyltransferase activity
Source: RefSeq, a predicted model, not a curated record